Emericellopsis atlantica is the source of this 1069-nucleotide messenger RNA. Its product is annotated as ARP2/3 complex 20 kDa subunit. The transcript has 3 exons. The record is from RefSeq and is a predicted model, not a curated record. The coding region runs from base 479 to 1069 and encodes 196 amino acids. Gene Ontology annotation, biological process: actin filament polymerization; Arp2/3 complex-mediated actin nucleation. Lineage: Eukaryota; Fungi; Ascomycota; Sordariomycetes; Hypocreales; Bionectriaceae. Gene Ontology annotation, molecular function: actin filament binding. Gene Ontology annotation, cellular component: Arp2/3 protein complex; actin cytoskeleton.
AAGCAGUGGUAGCAAGCCCGGUUUGCGAAAAGUGCUGCUUGGGGCGGAAGUUUGGAGAUGGUUAGUGGUGCGUCACGAGCUGGUACCUGGAGUCGCGAAUUGUGGGGUUAUGCGUUCAGCCACAUUCCGCCGCCUUCUGCGAGCUUCAGCCACAAUGUCCAGGCCAUGGGCAUCACUUGAAGAAACACGUUCUGUUAACGUGAUAGAAUACUUUUCUUGCGUAUUUAUAAAGAAUGCAGAGAACUGAGGAGUAGGCCUUUCUGAACCCAUGAAUGCAGUGCUGACAUCGAUUUGACGCCAAUUCACGUGACAUCGUCUGGAUCCCCAGCCGCCUGUGCCCCACCGAGACGUCACGUCUAGGCUGUGCUGAAGGUCCGACGACGACGUCCAACGACACUUCAACCCCGCCACGCCUUGCGACGUAGAGAGACUACCCACGAGACACACGACAAAAGCCCAGGAAGGGCUUGCCGCCGUCAUGUCUCAAUCCCUCCGGCCGUAUCUCCAGGCUGUCCGGAGCAGUCUCACAGCUGCCCUCACCUUGUCCAACUUCGCAUCCCAGACGGCCGAGCGACACAAUGUCCCCGAGAUCGAAGCCCAGACCUCGCCUGAGGUCGUACUUACGCCCCUGACCAUUUCGCGCAACGAAAACGAGCGCGUGCUUAUCGAGCCCAGCAUCAACUCGGUGCGCAUCAGCAUCAAGAUCAAGCAGGCCGACGAGAUUGAGCAUAUCCUGGUGCACAAGUUCACGCGCUUCUUGACACAGCGCGCCGAGUCAUUCUUCAUCCUGCGGAGGAAGCCGAUCAAGGGCUACGAUAUCUCUUUCUUGAUAACGAACUUCCAUACCGAGGAGAUGCUGAAGCACAAGCUCGUGGACUUUAUCAUUCAAUUCAUGGAGGAGGUUGACAAGGAAAUAUCGGAGAUGAAGCUCUUUGUAGGCGGCACCGUCCCUUUGCUGGCAAGGGCAGAAGUUAACCGACUACAGUUAAACGCACGAGCUCGUUUCGUCGCGGAAUCCUUCUUGACACCUGUAAGCCGAGCUGUCGCGGCAUGUCCUGCUAUGAGCUAA